AUCGAAUUACUUGAUUUUGGCGCAAGUCGGGAUUUCGGUGAACAAUUCAUAAAUUUGUACCGGGAAGCGCUAAAAGCCGCGGUAAAACAAGACUAUGAAGGAUGCAUUUAUUAUUCCGAACAAUUAGGAUUUUUGACUGGAUUGGAAACCGAGGUUAUGAAACGAGCACAUGCUGAAUCAAUGAUGACAAUCGGUGAACCUUUCGCUCGUCCAUUGUACGAUUUCUCAACACAAACAGUCACAGAUCGCGUUCGUAAUUUGAUUCCAACCAUGUUGAAGCACCGUUUGACCCCUCCCCCUGAUGAGACUUAUAGCCUGCAUAGAAAAUUGUCGGGCGCGUUUUUGUUAUGCGCAAAGAUGGGUGCCAAGAUUAGAUGUAAAGAUAUUUUUGAUGAAAUUGUGGUUUAUGGGAGGAAUGUUGCUUCCGCUCAAUAA
Molecule: messenger RNA, 435 nt
Organism: Ambispora leptoticha
Lineage: Eukaryota; Fungi; Glomeromycota; Glomeromycetes; Archaeosporales; Ambisporaceae
Source: the annotation of a GenBank genome assembly